CUUCCCUUUUUCUACCCUCCGAUCGAUUCGAUGCCUUGCCUCCUCCUCUCUCCGGCCGCCUCCCUACGAGUUUAUAAACCCACCGCACAGUGCCCGCACGGCCGCACCCUUCUGCUCCGGGCUACGCACACAGGGCCGGAGCCUGUGGCCGCGCCGCCCCAUUUCUGGGGAGCGUCUGAGGAUUAGAUUGGAUUCCGUUUUGGGGAGCACGAAGAAAGGAAGGAAGGAUGGUGCGGGGCAAGACGGAGUUGAAGCGGAUAGAGAACACGACGAGCCGGCAGGUGACCUUCUCCAAGCGCCGCAACGGGCUGCUCAAGAAAGCCUUCGAGCUCUCCGUGCUGUGCGACGCCGAGGUCGCGCUCGUCGUCUUCUCCCCGCGCGGCAGGCUCUACGAGUUCGCCAGCUCUGCCAGCCUGCAAAAGACGAUCGACCGCUAUAAGGCAUACACAAAGGAUAAUGUUAAUAAGAAGACAGCACAACAAGAUAUUCAGCAAAUCAGAGCUGACACUGUAGGCUUGGCAAAGAAACUUGAGGCUCUUGAAGAUUCGAAACGAAAAAUCUUGGGCGAAAACUUAGGAGAAUGUACUACUCAAGAACUGCAUAUUCUGGAAGCUAAAAUUGAGAAGAGCCUCCACAUCAUCAGAGCAAAGAAGUCCCAGCUGCUGGAACGGCAGAUAGCUAAGCUGAAAGAGAAGGAGACGAUGCUGCUCAAAGAUAAUGAGGAAUUACGCGAAAAGCAGCAGCAUCUCGCCGCACUGAUGGUGGUUCCCUCCCUGAACCAUGUUGCGCUUUCGCCUUUGCAGCCCGAGCCCGAGCCGGAGCCUAGCAGCGACGCCAUUGACACCGUGGAGACGGAGCUGUACAUAGGGUUGCCCGGCAGGGAGCGCUCCUCCAACCGGCAGUCAGGUUGAGCCAAGUAGCACGCGUGCACCGUCAGAUUAAUCGGCGGCAGGUUCAGCUCACAGGAAUAAGCUCUCUUCAGUCUGCACCUGCAUCUGCACGCGUGAAGUGCCCAGCCUGUAGCCCACUGUUAAUUUCUCUAUGUUUAGUUUAUCUCUACUGAAAUGAUUCACCUGCACAAAAAAGAAAAGGGUGUAAAUUAGCAGCCGCGAUGGCGACAAAAUCAACCCGCAGCUGACCUCCGACAUCUGAAAGAAAAUGAAACACCCAGGAGCACGUGGACGGUUCCUUCGUUUGGAUGUCUAUGUAAAUUACAGUCUGAAGCUAUAUGAAGCACUUGGAACCAAUCGAUGAUUAAGUAGAAAGGAAAUAAAAAAGAGGAGGUCCGAAUCUUCUGAAGUGUUGUGGAUUA
Molecule: messenger RNA, 1312 nt
Organism: Brachypodium distachyon (stiff brome)
Lineage: Eukaryota; Viridiplantae; Streptophyta; Magnoliopsida; Poales; Poaceae
Product: MADS-box transcription factor 56-like
Exons: 8
Coding region: 228-911 (227 amino acids)
Biological process (GO): positive regulation of transcription by RNA polymerase II
Cellular component (GO): nucleus
Molecular function (GO): RNA polymerase II cis-regulatory region sequence-specific DNA binding; protein dimerization activity; DNA-binding transcription factor activity, RNA polymerase II-specific
Source: RefSeq, a predicted model, not a curated record